AUGCUGAAGAAAAGAAGCAGCCUUCUGAGAUCUUUGCAUGAAGUUUCGGCGAAACAGAGGCUUCUCUAUAGCCGUGAUCAACAGCUGGCGUUGCAGGUAUCCCCUAGCUCUUUGGAGGACCGCCGGCGUGUUCAGGGACGUCUUAGUAAAUUGGAAGCAGAAGCUCGACUACUGGAAUCUAAGCUGUGUCGGGUUCGACACGAACUGAAAUACUUGAUUCCACGAAAACAGCACUUGGCCCUUUCUUUGCGUUUAGUUGCGGGACGUCGCGCAUCUGGAGCGUUCAUCGCGCCCAGUGCAGCAGCAGCCCUGAGUGCAGCCAUUAUUAUAGUGGAGGGAAAUGAGAGCAAACAUUUUGUGGCAACGAGUGCUGAGGAAGCCGAGAUUCUGAAAAUGAGUGCCGAGCUUCUGACACGAAUGCAGAAGUCGACGGAAAGCUUGGUAAAGAAGCUGGAGGCAUCCAAGUCUGGUUCCGGUGGAGGGCUUGCUGUUUUACGCGAUUUUUGGGCGUUGGAGAGGCAAUAUAAGAAGUGCAUAUCACUUCAGAAGGGGGCGUCAACGUUUAUUCGGCAGCUUAGAUUUGUCUUGAUGAGCGUUUCACCACGUCGGAUAAUUGAAGAGCUGGAGGAAGCAGAUAGAGAGCUGCGGAAAUCUAUGGAACGAUGCACUUAUUUUCUCCAGAAUCGACGUCACUCGAAUGACUCGGGGAUCUUGCGUUCGCUCUUCAAGCGCCUAAGGGUUAAAAGUGGUCGUGCUGGAGGCACCAAGGCGUUAACGAAUGAGGCCGUUGACAACACCAGCUUGGGCUGA
This is a messenger RNA of Eimeria mitis, 810 nucleotides long. RefSeq lists its product as uncharacterized. Lineage: Eukaryota; Apicomplexa; Conoidasida; Eucoccidiorida; Eimeriidae. The coding region runs from base 1 to 810 and encodes 269 amino acids. The record is from RefSeq and is a predicted model, not a curated record. The transcript has a single exon.